AAAGAAAAAUUUAAUACUUUUCUACACACUGGUUUUGUGAUAUAUAGGCAAGCAGACUAUAAAUGUAGCAAUGUAUACUGGCUGCAGCGUUAUAUCGCACCGUAAGAAUAGUUGCAGCGGCGUUCCGCUCGCUGCCUAUAGUCGCCAUUGUUUCUUAAAGUGAGCAAAUGAAUAAACGAACAAAGAGACUAAAAUUAAUAUACAAUAGUGAAUAUUGUAUUUCCUUAUCAAUAGAAACUGAUUAAAAAUUAGGAAUAAUAAAUAGCAUGUUCUAUGCUUUAAAUUUUAUGUUAUUUUCUUAUUUACUUGUGUAGAAUUAAAAAAAUCGACAAAAGAAUUUAGAAAUCGCAUUUUGAAGAUAAAAAAUACAUUCAAUAUUUAUUUCUUAAUGUGAUGCUUUCAUAAUUUCUGCAGUGAUAAUAAUGGUGCUAAGUGUUCUUCCAUGCUAGAAUCAGUGAAAGAAAAAUCUUCAUUAAUAGACAAUCCAAUUAUAUUUAAUGCGUUUCUUUGAUUGCUGAUUAAUUGAAUUAAUUGUUGCAGGAAAAACUUUUAACAAUUAAAAAAGUCAAAAUUUCAUUUCUUGCAGUCAUUCUUUAUUUUUUCUUUUUUAAAAAUUAUUGUUUAUAUAGUGUUACAAAUUUUGUAAUUGUUAAUUAUUUAUUAUUAUUAUAUUAUAAUCUGCUUGAAGCAAAUUCGAAAAAUAUUUUUAUAUCUAAAAAUUGAAUUUUGUGGAACAUUAUGUGAUACUUUCUAGAUCUUACUAUUUGUUUCUUCCAUCAUUUUCGUUUGUGAUGAUCAAUAUAAAAAGAAUGCAAGAAUUUUUUUUAUAUCAAGAAAAACGUCUUUGCUAUAUGGCAACAAUGUUAAUAUUGUUGCUAUUAUAUCUAAGUGAUGUACAUCUUGCAAAUGGCUUAUGCGAGUUUCCCAUUGCAUGGACUGGAGAAUGGUAUCAAUAUGGAAAACCGGUAUCAAUUACUGUAAAUGCAACAUUUUUGGGUGAAAGAAUGUGUGUAGAACGAUCAGAACAUUCUUAUAUUGUAUACGGUGAUAAUUGUUAUUAUUGUAUAAUUGUUAAUGAUCGACAUGAGAAUGUGAUUCAAUUUCGUGAAGGAUGGUGCAAUUCUGAACAAACCACUUUGGAUGAUAUGUGCUCAAAUACAAUUAAAUCCGAUGAUACUUUAUAUUCAAUGUUUCGUGUUAAUUCUAAACCAAUACCUUGCCCUUUCAGUGGACCAUCAUUUACAUUUACCUAUGAUAAAGGUUUUGGUGAAUGUGCAAUGCCUAUUAGUCUUGGAGAAAAAUGCACCGAUGAAAGUAAAUUACUUCUUAAAUAUCAGGCUUGUCCGGAUAUUGAACGAAGUGAGAGUAACACGGAAGAAUUACAAUGUCUUGCUGUAUGGAACGAUGGUCGUAAUAAAUAUCUUGUUGGAACGUUGAAAGGAAGAAGUAUAUCGGGUGCUGAAAAAACAUAUAGAUGUUUUUUAUAUGAAGAAAAAACACAUCAUCAGGGGAAAGUAGUUUAUUUACUCGCUCAAUCAGGCGAGCCAACUUGUAAUGGCUUAACUACUGUUUCUGAAGGAUCACCAACUAUAAAACUUACAAAAGUUGAUAAAGAACAUAACAGAUGCAAAUAUCCUUCAUGGAUUACUGAACAUCAUGACUGGCGUUCUUUAGAUGGUUCUAAAAUUUAUCAUUUCACAAAUAAAAAUGCAACACUUAAAAUUAAAAUACAAAAAGUUGAUGGAGAUAUGUUUCACGAAGAAAAGAUUGUCUGUCAUAAUUUAGAAAAACUAUAUCCGACAGAAAAUUCACAAGGUCAUAAAGUAAAGUUAAUUGCUCAUGUUACUAGUGGAUGUGAUAUUGGUUAUGUUUGUAUGAUAUUUCACAAAAGAGAUCAACAUAUUAUAGAGUUACAGCAAUCAAAUCAAAAAGCUAUAAUGCCAGAUGAAGCAUGUUCUCUUAUAGAUACAUCUACAAUGCCAUAUACCACUUUAAUAAGUAAGUAACUUGAAAUUUAAAAGAGUAUAUCUGUUAAAAUCAUGUUUUAAGGUAUUCAAAAGUGAAAUUUCUUUUUUUUAUAAA
This is a messenger RNA of Apis florea (little honeybee), 2082 nucleotides long. RefSeq lists its product as uncharacterized. Gene Ontology annotation, biological process: autophagosome-lysosome fusion. Lineage: Eukaryota; Metazoa; Arthropoda; Insecta; Hymenoptera; Apidae. The record is from RefSeq and is a predicted model, not a curated record.